Molecule: messenger RNA, 3372 nt
Organism: Amphiprion ocellaris (clown anemonefish)
Lineage: Eukaryota; Metazoa; Chordata; Actinopteri; Pomacentridae
Gene: abhd13
Product: abhydrolase domain containing 13
Exons: 2
Coding region: 231-1286 (351 amino acids)
Cellular component (GO): membrane
Molecular function (GO): palmitoyl-(protein) hydrolase activity
Source: RefSeq, a predicted model, not a curated record
CAAAAGUGCUACACCAGUAAUGCUAACCAGCUGUAUAGCUAGUCUCGCCGGUUGCUGCUGACACUCAAUCACGUAGCUUGUUACUGGAACUAUAAUUUUGUUCACUAGUACAGAGCUGAAUGACAGUGACUGUGCUGCCGAUGUGUCACUGUUUUGUACAAAUUUCAUGCAGCUGAGACGCUAAAAUGAGAGAAGGAGUUUGUGUCUUGUGACUCAGCUCUUGUGUAGCCAUGGAGAAGCCCUGGAGGCUGUGGGGGGCGAUGGAGCGCUGUACUCUGACUCUGGCCUCCUGGUCCUGGGGUGCCUGUCGAGUGUCUCUUUUGGCCCUCAUCCUUACCUUCCACCUGUAUGGAGGGUUUUUUCUCCUUGCACUCAUCCUAGCAUCCGUGGCGGGAAUCCUCUACAAAUUCCAGGAUGUUCUCCUCUACUUCCCCGACCAGCCCUCCUCCUCUCGCCUUUAUGUUCCCAUGCCAACAGGAAUCCCACACGAGAAUGUGUACAUUCGCACCAAAGAUGGUGUGAAGCUAAACCUCAUCCUUCUCCGUUACACAGGAGGGGACUCACCUCCUGGAGUCACCUCUGGCAAUCAAAGCAGCCCCACUUCCUCUGCUCCACCUACCAUCCUUUAUUUCCAUGGUAAUGCAGGUAAUAUUGGUCACAGGGUGCCAAACGCCCUGUUGAUGCUGGUCAAUCUAAAAGCUAACGUGGUGCUGGUGGACUAUCGUGGCUAUGGAAAAAGCGAGGGGGAGCCCAGUGAGGAUGGGCUGUACCUGGAUGCAGAGGCCACACUGGACUAUGUGAUGACCCGUCCUGAUCUGGACAAGACAAAGGUGGUACUCUUUGGUCGCUCAUUAGGAGGGGCUGUGGCCGUGCGCUUGGCAUCAGUCAACCCUCACCGUGUAGCAGCCAUUAUUGUGGAGAACACCUUCCUCAGCAUCCCCCACAUGGCAGCAACGCUCUUCUCCUUCUUGCCCAUGCGCCUGCUGCCCUUAUGGUGCUAUAGGAAUCAGUUCCUGUCCUAUCGGCAGGUGGCGCUGUGCCGCAUGCCUUCGCUGUUUGUGUCUGGUCUGUCAGACCAGCUCAUCCCACCAGUUAUGAUGAAACAACUGUAUGAGUUGUCUCCUGCGCGGACUAAACGCCUGGCUAUCUUUCCAGAGGGCACGCACAAUGACACGUGGCAGUGUCAGGGCUACUUCGCUGCUUUGGAGCAGUUCAUGAAAGACCUGCUGAAGAGCCAUGCCCACGAGGAGAGCGCUCAGCCCUCAGCUAGUGUCACCAUUAUCUGAAAAAUCUGUCAGAAAAUAACUGUUAGCUACAGAUGAUGGGCUGGAUGAAGUAAACUGAUUGGAGGGACUUCAUUGAAUUUUGGAAAGAAUGUACAUUUUUUUAAGCUUUUGUCUGGGUUUGUAUUUUAUUUCACUCUUUUUACCUUUCUGUAAAUUUACCAUGUUUUCACUAUUUUAAGGGUUUGAGAGAGGCUAACGAUGCCCUCCUGAGUUCUUUUGUGUUUCAGCUAUGAAUGCAUGUAUUUAUGACCUUUUAUGAAUGAAGCCAGAGCAUACAUGCCCACACCACAAGACAUGUCACAGCCACAGAAGAAUUUGCUGUCGUGAGUCUGCUGAAAUUAAUCAAAAUAAAUUAAACAGGUUGUCAUAGUAUCGUGACCAUAUAAGGGCCUAUUGUUCUUCAGCGAAAAAUUGAUUAUUACUGGAGUUAAAAUUACAAGUCUUCUGAUAUACAAAAUUAAACACUGACAAUAUGUAGGAUACUGUAAAUAUAUAUAUCUUUGUUAAUACAUUGCACUUUUCUGUCCAGGUUUGCCUGUGUUUGAUUGUGGACUAACAUCUUCUGAGCAAUACUUUGAGGAGCAUAAGCAGUGUUUUUUUCCUCUCCCCUUUAGGCAAGAAACAUUAAUAUACAUGUGCUGCAGUCUUGCAUAUCCUGUCAUUGUAGUGAUUAAUAUUUCUGUAUACCUUUGAAAGUUUUGUCUGCAACAAUAGCAUAAAGCUUACUGUUGAAUAAUUGUGUUCAGCUACAAAAGUGUUCGCUGGGAUGAAGUGGUCAGGAAUGUAAGGUGACAUGUUGGAUACUUCUGCCUUUCAAAAAGAACUUUUUUUUGUCAGACUGCUUCUGUUUCUUUGGGCUUAGAAUAAGCUUUUCUCCCUGGUAUCAUGUCUGGUUACAAUACAAUUAGCACACAUGCUAAUCUUUUUUUUUCAAUAGGCUGCAGUUGCUACAGCAUAAAUUUGAUUUCUCUAGCUUUUUUAAUGAGCUUUUGCUCUGUGUGGUUUGUUAUUUACAGAUAAGUUCAGAUUUCUUUAAGGCUAUCUUGAUGCAGUGCUACAGUUCAUGUCAGUGUACUGAAAGAGUUACUGGUUGCUGUAAUCCCUACUGACCAUUAGAGUAAAUCCAGAUUAAGAAACAAAAUAUACAGUCUCUGAUUUUGUACAUACAGUUCUGCCAGUAAGAUAAUAUAGGGCUUCAGUAGUCUGAGUAAUACAAUGAUGCUGGUAUAUUCCAGAAUGCUUUAUUGAGAAAGAAAGAAAAAUCACCAUGUUACUAUUACUGUCUACUGUAGAUCAACAAGAAACUCCGGUCUGGCAUGUUCCAUAAAAGGGAAUUUCUCAGAAAAAGUACUGGACUAAAAUAAGUAUAUGUCUAAGUCGGAAUGCUAAAACCUGGAAUACCCUCGGAUACCUGCAGAAACAGAAAGUAAAACAUUUGCUGAAAACUGGCCUUAGUUGCAUAAGGGAGGGAUUUCUGAAUGGUCUGUACAGACAAAAAAGAACAAUUAACACGACAAAUAGUUAUUUCAAGGUACAUAUUCAGUAUAUGGAGGUGUGAGUAUAGUAUUAAGAUAGUUUGGAAAAAAUCGGAGCCUGUCCUUUGAGAACUAGGAAUAAAGUGUGAGCGUUUUUAAUCAAAUGUUGUGUUUAUUUGAAAGCUUUUUAUCAUCAGCACUGUAAUUGUGAAUUGGAGGAUUCUGUCACACCAUGCUAGUGUGGCAAAAUGGCUUUACUCACUUGGAGGGCUUUUAAUGAGCUAAUUAACCUUUCCUGCAUGUCUUCCACGGGGUGGAGCAGAGUCUGACAAUUAAAACACUAUUAUCUGCUCUUGCUUUUCUAAAUGCAGCACACUGCACUGCAGUGAUAUGAAAGCCAUUUGAAUACACUCAACAGAUCUCUUUAGCCAUAUUUGAUACUGUUAGUCAACAGUAUGCAAAACAAAAUUUGACGACACCAAAAGACGAAAUUGUGUGCGUCAACGUGACGACAACUUGAAAAAUGGUGUAAAGGCUACUGUGAAUGUAAAUGGUGGUCUUAAAUUAACAUGCUUUAUAAAAAUUGUGUAAUUAUAUUCUUUUCUCCCUUU